Molecule: messenger RNA, 3203 nt
Organism: Branchiostoma belcheri (Belcher's lancelet)
Lineage: Eukaryota; Metazoa; Chordata; Leptocardii; Amphioxiformes; Branchiostomatidae
Exons: 14
Coding region: 5-2191 (728 amino acids)
Source: RefSeq, a predicted model, not a curated record
UACCAUGCAAUAUUGCCUGGGGAAAAUAAAACGGAUUGAGAACGGUACUGAGAAGGACACAGUGGAGGCUGACUGCAGGACUGCGACAGCUACAUCCACAUCCUGGACAAACCUUCGGUUAACUGCAUCAAAUAUGCAGUUUGAGGCCGAAUGGGAGACUUCGUUCCAACCAUCGAUGCCGUCUACUCAGUACUACAUCAAUAGUUACAGUAUAGGGGUCAUCGCGGCUUCGGCGGAUUGGCGAAUGGAGAGAGGCAAUACAACUAUUCAGACGGGGACCUUGACGUGCAAGUGGAAUAGCCCGAAUUCGCCAAACACGGCCAUGCAAAACUGUACUGAGAACGUCAUGAUUCCAGAGGAACCACAGCAUGGGGACAGGUUGCACUUUACAACAAAGGCGACAAACGGUGGGUAUGUCAAACUUAACAACUACGACUACAGUUGGACCCCGAUCCGCACCCACUACUACACCGGACGGGAGGUAUCCCACAGCGCGCAUUUCACGUUUGACUUCCACGAUCCCUACCACUGUUCAACCAGAGGAAACUGUACUGAUGUUAUGUUGGAGAGGGGUCAAGCGAUUACCAAAAACGGUGACAUCACCCUGCGCUGGUCCGGCUGGAGAGAUGACGACUCGGGGAUUGGAGAGUACGAGUACGAGGUGUUCAAACUCCGGCCGUUCGGGGACGUGCUGGGGAUGAGAGGACUGUCUCCUGUACCCGGACAGACAGGCACGGUUGGAGCGGCCACAAGUCAAGCCAACAUUCACCUUACAGAACCAGGGGUGUACAGUAUAGUACUGACUGUUGAUGACGGCUGCGGGCCGAAUGACGGGAACUUCGUCAUCACACGGAGGUUCCUCAUCUAUGACGACAACAGUACAGUUCAGGCUGACACAUCCGGGCACCAUCCCAUGUGGGCGGAGUCAGCCUCUAACGUCACCGGAAGGGUGUGGCAAACCAACCUGCAGGACGCCAUGGGAAAUGGACCACAGGUGACUAUUUCGUGGCCGGACCACUUCUGCAACGAACUACACAAACACAACAAGUUUCUAAACGCCAUAGAAGAACAUCCUUCGCCCAUCCUGCCUGGUUACGAAGAACUUACUGGCCAGCCCCCAGCUACCCGGUCCCGUGAAGCCAUCCCGAACGUGAACACCAUCCUGCUGUUCCAGACAGACUGGGCUGUGGACCAUCAGGGCGGGAGGAGUCUCAGCAGCCCGCCGGGAAACUGGCAGAACGUCACAGAUAUGACGUUACAAAGACAGAGUCGUGACGUCCCUAGAGAAGACGGAGACACGGUCCGUUUCUGGGUUCGUGCUUAUGACGUCAUGAGCAACUUUGCUGACGACUACGUCACCAUUCACGUGGACUCGUCUCCUCCUGUGAUAGAGGACAUAUUUCUGUCACGUGGCGGAGUAAACACUUCGGCAGUACAUCACUCACAAGAUCUUGAUAAGAUGACAGUCGUUUUUACCGCCUACGAUGACCACAGCGGCCUUCAUAACAUCCACUGGGAGUUACACGACAUGGCAGACCCGACAGUCGUCCAUGGGGAGGGGCAAGUCGCCGUCAGGAGGCCAUCAACUAUCCAUCCCGAGUGUACUCCUCCAUUCUGCACCUGCAUCCCCAAAGAUGAGGAGUGUUACUUCCGCAACUACGAGUUUUCACCGGACAAAAACAAGAUGAACAUCUCAGAGGGAACCCAGUGCCACGACUAUUACAUCAUCAUUACUGUCACCAACAACGCCAUGCUGCAAACACAAGAAAGGUUCCAGAACUUCACGUGUGUCGACCUCCCUAACGACUUCCUCUGUGAUUGUGGAUCAUCAACUUGGCCGUACGCCUCGCAAUCCAUGCCACCAUGGCAGAUCGCGCUCAUCACUGUCCUGUGUCUUGGUGUCACCAUUGCUGUCGUCGUUAUUUGGGCCAUGCGUUACGCAUCGAAGAAGGACAAGUAUAAAAUUGAGCCACCCCGCAUCUCAGAUGAAAACAUCGAGUUCACCAAUAUGUAUACCGAAAGAACAAGUGGCCUCGUAGAGCUAAAACAGAACCCGGGGGUUCGUCCUGAGCUGCCAACCGAGGCACCACAAGCACCGCAAGUCCCCCUGAAGGCCCUGAAAGAGACAGGCCCAAACAAGACCAAGACAAUGGGAAACCGUAGUGCACAUCGGCUGCCUCCCAUGGAAUGAAGAAAUCCACUCAGCACCCGCCCGCUCUUUAACUUGUGACACCUGGACAAUGGAUUGUGUAGCUUUGAACUUUCCGCUUUUGUUAGAGUCUCUUUCACACAAAAUCAAUUGGCUUUAUUUUAGCUGGGGUUCAGCACAAAAUAUCUAUUAUAGAACAUGCGCCGUGUGAGUAGACUAAUUGUGCAUUAUGGUAGAGUUUAAAUUGCUAGAAGAUUGAAGUGGCAUUGCUUAUAUCCAAAUAUAUAUUAGAAUGUGCAAGUUACGUUCGGUAACGGUUUCUGAAAUGUGAUCCUAUCGUUAACUCUUUAAGUUGCUGUUUUUACAAACUCGAGACAUUAAUUGUAUAAUGAUAUAGAAUAAAAAAUAACACAAUUAAUUACAUCUAAGGCCACACCGAGUUAAAUUUAUGGAUGACAUACUCUGAAGACCCCUAAACUAGUGCGUGCGGGCGAAUAAAAAAACUUCCGGCCCAAAAUAAAAAUGUUACUAAACCACAGGAAUACAAAGCUGGUAUUGUGAAUUUGCUGCAGCACAAAGUGGAGAUUACGACAGCGACUUUUUGCGGAAUUUAUGAAUCGGCGCUUUAUGUACUGAGUUCUUGAGUCGUGGAGCUUUGGUAGCCUGGGUGCCAUCCCCAAGAGUUACCACCUCCGUAUUGUCGCUAACUACCAAGGCCUAGAGCCAGGCAAGAGCCUCGGAGGACGUGAUCUCUUUUUUUUUAUAACACUCGAAAAUCAAUGCGCGCGCGGAUGUCAUCCAUGAAAUUAAAUCGGUGUGGCCUAAAGGUAACCAACGCUUGAGAAAAAAUUCGUAGCUCACUCUGACGCUCCCUCCCAUACGGCAAUAAUAUUAGGACCUCUUUUAGUAUGUACGGGUAUAUCCAAAAUUGGGGAUGGGAACCCAUGCGAGUUGUGACUCCGUAUGUAUGAAAACAUGCUCUAGUAAAAGGUUUAACUUUAUUCCAACACACAAUUAUACAGGGAUCAAAUUUUCAGCGACCACUGUUGCCUUC